GGAAAAGUAACUGGGUGGGGCAGCCAUUAGCCACCAUUUCCUCGGCGAAACAUGGGUAUUACAAAGUUCAACAUUUGAGGUACGCCGCCGUCUUUUUCUCCACGAAUUUCCUUCUACAGACAGAUCACAGGACUAGCCAGAGUGCAUAGCAUUUUAUUUGCCAAUUGGAAAAAUAAAAUAUAUGGUUUCUGUCGGAGCAGACCCAAACCCGUCGCCGAUUUCUUUUUAACCAAAGACCGCCGGCGCUGACUUGUGGUUUCCUUCUAGACGUCUUCCAGCUCCAGCCACGCUGCCGCAGCAUUUGAGUUCUGAGGUUCCCCCCGGUCAUAGCAGGGCCGCCAAUUCUUCCAUCCUCCCUGACCAAAUUAUCCUAAGAAAUCUCAGUGUCUUUUUCUGCAAAACAAUGAGUUGCUCAACUCUUUUUUCUCUCAAAACUCCACUCUUUACCUCCACCACUGUCAGCCACUCUAAUAAUCUUCGGCCCACCAAUUAUUUCGUGACAACAGCAUCUCUCGAAGUGGGCGUGCAUUCCAAUCCGAAACCAUUACUUAAUGAGAACCCAAAGAAGACUUCAGAAGUAAUCGCUGACGAGAAGAAAUUUGUGGUGGGCACCUAUGCAAGGGCACCAGUGGUGUUGGCCAGUGGGAAGGGCUGUAAAGUGUACGAUGUUGAUGGGCAAGAAUAUCUGGACUUGACAUCUGGUAUUGCUGUCAAUGCUCUUGGUCAUGGGGACCCCGAUUGGGUGCGGGCAGUUACGGAGCAAGCUAAUGUACUCACGCAUGUCAGUAAUAUAUACUAUUCCAUUCCACAGGUGGAGCUUGCAAAACGUCUGGUUGCUUGCUCUUUUGCUGAUCGUGUGUUUUUUUCCAACUCUGGAACCGAGGCAAAUGAAGCUGCUAUUAAGUUUUCCCGGAAGUUCCAAAGAUAUUCACAUCCAGAUGAGAAGCAGCCACCAAUGAAGUUCAUUGCCUUCACAAAUUGCUUCCAUGGUAGAACCAUGGGUGCUCUUGCAUUGACAAGCAAAGAGAAUUACAGAUCACCUUUUGAGCCUGUUAUGCCUGGAGUGACAUUCUUAGAAUAUGGUAAUAUCCAAGCUUCUACUGAAAUUAUUCAGAGUGGGGAAAUUGCUGCAGUAUUUGUUGAACCCAUUCAAGGAGAAGGUGGUAUAUAUAGUGCAACAAAGGAGUUCUUGCAAUCACUGCGCACUGCCUGUGAUAAUACCGGUUCUCUUCUUAUUUUUGACGAGGUACAAUGUGGCUUAGGCCGAAGCGGUUUUCUUUGGGCCCAUGAAGCUUAUGGUGUAUACCCAGAUAUAAUGACUCUCGCAAAGCCUCUAGCCGGAGGUCUACCUAUUGGUGCCGUGCUGGUAACCGAAAAGGUGGCUCCUGCAAUAAAUUUUGGAGAUCAUGGUAGCACUUUCGCAGGUGGCCCUCUUGUUUGUAGUGCUGCAAUUGCUGUGUUGGAUAAAAUUUCAAGUCCAGGCUUUUUAGCUAGUGUCUCAGAGAAAGGUCAAUAUUUCAGAGAACUGUUAGUUAAAAAGUUGGGAGGAAAUUUGCAUGUGAAAGAAGUACGAGGUUCAGGACUGAUUAUCGGCAUAGAGCUCGAUGUAUCUGCCUCCCCAUUGGUCGAUGCAUGCCAACAGUCGGGUCUUCUUAUCUUGACUGCAGGAAAAGGAAAUGUUGUUAGAAUUGUGCCACCACUGAUCAUAUCGACUCAGGAAAUAGACCAGGCCGUUGAGAUCUUGAUUGAUCGUAUCCCUGUUCUUGAUCAGGCUAGCACAAAUUAGAUGUCAAAUUCAAGGAUUCUUGAACCUUUCCCCAUCUGAAUUGGGGCUCCAAGCUUAUAAGUGAUAAAUAUAAAAUCCUUGCAGACUAUUUUUCAAUAAAAUUAAUGAACCAUUUGCCUGCUUAUCAGAGUAUGUGGCUUUCAUAUUCCUUUCAA
This is a messenger RNA of Olea europaea var. sylvestris, 1941 nucleotides long. Its product is annotated as acetylornithine aminotransferase, chloroplastic/mitochondrial-like. The coding region runs from base 404 to 1786 and encodes 460 amino acids. Gene Ontology annotation, biological process: arginine metabolic process. The record is from RefSeq and is a predicted model, not a curated record. Gene Ontology annotation, cellular component: chloroplast stroma. Gene Ontology annotation, molecular function: pyridoxal phosphate binding; transaminase activity; identical protein binding. The transcript is spliced from 4 exons. NCBI's taxonomy places the organism in Eukaryota, Viridiplantae, Streptophyta, Magnoliopsida, Lamiales, Oleaceae.